Messenger RNA from Perkinsus marinus ATCC 50983, 402 nucleotides. RefSeq lists its product as hypothetical. Lineage: Eukaryota; Perkinsozoa; Perkinsida; Perkinsidae. The record is from RefSeq and is a predicted model, not a curated record. The coding region runs from base 1 to 402 and encodes 133 amino acids. The transcript has 6 exons.
AUGGUUCCGGUCGUAAUAGAUGUGCAGGGGGUCGAAAUCGAGCCCAAUGAUUGCCCUUUGGAGAAGGAGUUGAAUCUUAAACUUACCAUUAAUGCUUCACAAAAGGUACCAAAUGCGCAGUGGACGGUGAACUACUUGGUUGACACUGUGCAUGCUAGGAAAAUAAUAAGUCCUUUCAAAAACGACAUGGAGCGAAAUUACGCGAUUAUUCGAACUAAUAUGGGCCUUGGACAUGAGAGUAUGCAGAGGAUGUUCACCGAAGUGUGGUAUGCCGCCACGAAUACCCUUGCACGCAUGCGCAUCGGAAAUGGCGAUUUUGGAAGCAUGAUCAGGGAGAAGAGGAAAGUGGUGACAGUAGUAGUAGUGAGAGUCACCAUACGCAAGGCUCACGAUGCCGAGUGA